Canis lupus familiaris (dog) is the source of this 3163-nucleotide messenger RNA. RefSeq lists its product as uncharacterized. Lineage: Eukaryota; Metazoa; Chordata; Mammalia; Carnivora; Canidae. Gene Ontology annotation, molecular function: nucleic acid binding. The coding region runs from base 850 to 1662 and encodes 270 amino acids. The transcript has 2 exons. The record is from RefSeq and is a predicted model, not a curated record.
GGGGCACAAAUUUGCUUCCACCCCAAAGGGGCAAAAAUCCUAAACAAGGAGGGGUACCCAAUUCAGGUGCUUGUCCUGAAUUUAGAGGAUGAAUAUCUUCUCCACCAAACGCCCUCAGCCCCAAUGACUGACAUUGACCAUUGGCUACAGGAAUUUCCCCAAGCAUGGGCAUAAACUGGGGGAAUUGGGCUGGCCCGGCACCGACCAGCCAUAUACAUAGAACUAAAGCCAGGGGCAGACCCUGUCAGGGUCCGCCAAUACCCCAUGCCUGUCGUAGCAUGUACGGGAAUCACACCCCACAUAUGGCAACUACUGGACUCGGGCAUAUUGAGGCCUUGCCAAUCCGCAUGGAACACUCCCUUGUUGCUGGUACGGAAACCACACUCUAACGAUUAUAAGCCAGUCCAGGACUUAAGGGAAGUCAGCCGGUCAGUAGAGGAUAUGCACCCUACAGUCCCAAACCCAUACACCCUCCUCUCCACCUUGCCUCCAGACAAAAGUUGGUAUACGGUAUUAGAUUUAAAAGAUGCCUUUUUCAGCCUGCCUUUAGCACCCAAGAGCCAAGACCUCUUCGCCUUUGAAUAGACGGACCCUGAGAAAGGCAUCAAUGGCCAGCUCACCUGGACUCGACUACUACAAGGAUUCAAAAAUUCACCGACCAUCUUCGAUGAGGCCUUACACGAAGACUUGGGUGAGUUCUGUUCUGAGCACCCUCAUUUGACCUUAUUGCAAUAUGUAGAUGAUAUCCUGUUGGUGGCGGAGCACCAGGACACAUGCUGGCGAGGCACUAGGGACUUGCUCCAGACAAUAGCGGCUCUAGGAUACUGGGCCUCAACUAAAAAAGGCCAGAUGUGCAGAGCAGAGGUGAGCUAUCUUGGGUACAAAUUAAAGGAUGGACAAAGAUGGUUGACGGAUGCAUGGAAGGAAACCGUCCUAAGGAUCCCACAGCCACAAACCAUCCACCAGGUACGUGAAUUCCUGGGGUCAGCAGGAUUCUGUCAAUUAUGGAUUCUGGGUUUUGCUAAGAUGACCAGACCUCUCUAUGAGGCUACCAGGCACCAGCAAAAUUUUGAAUGGACAGAGGCCAUGAACAGAGCUUUUAACGACCUUAAACAGGCCCUGCUGUCUGCCCCAGCUCUCGGGUUGCCUGGCCUAACCAAGCCCUUCUACCUACAUGUGGAUGAGAAAGACGGGGUGGCGAAAGGAGUCCUUGUCCAGUACUUAGGUCCCUGGAAGAGACCCAUAGCCUAUCUCUCCAAAAAGCUGGACACGGUGGCUGCAGGAUGGCCCCCAUGCCUAAAAAUUAUUGCUGCAGCGGCCACUGUGGUCAAGGACGCAGACAAGCUGGCCAUGGGGCAAAAACUGCAUGUUACAACCCCACAUGCUAUUGAAGGGGUCCUCAAACAGCCCCCAGACCGCUGGAUCAGCAAUGCCCAUCUGACCCAUUAUCAGAGCCUGCUGCUAAAACCCACCAGAAUUUUAUUCAAGCCACCAACAACCCCGAAUCUGGCAACGCUACUCCCUAACCCAGACUGGGACAUCCCUCCGCAUGACUGUCAAGAAAUUUUGGCACAGGUGUACGGAGUCAGAGCUGACCUCCAGGACCAGCCACUGCCGAACACGGACGCCGCCUGGUACACGGACGGCAGCAGUUUUGUCUGAGAAGGAAUCAGAUCCGCGGGGGCAGCCGUAACCGUGGAAAUGGAGACCGUCUGGGCAGAGCCGUUGGCGGCCCGAACCUGGGCUCAACGGGCAGAACCGAUGCCCUGACCAAGGUGCUGACCAUGGGGGAAGGUAAACGAGUAAACAUCUACCCCGACAGCGGUCCGCCCUCGCCACCGCCCACAUGCACGGAGCCCUUUACAGGGACGGAGGGCUCUGACCGCAGAGGGAAGGACUGUUCAAAACAAAACGGAGAUUCUUGAGCUCCUGAGGGCCCUCUGGCUGCCCAAGGCCCUGGCCGUCCUCCGCUGUCCGGGCACCAAAAGGCAGACACGCCAGUAGCGGGGAACCAGCUAGCGGACUCAGAAGCUAAGGAGGCAGCCCUUCUGGUGACCCAGGUCUUAGCAACCACGCUACCUGAUCCGGGGGCACAGACCCUGCCCGACACCCCAACUAUACUGACGCUGACUUACACGCUUGCCUAUGAGCCAGUGCUUGCAUGGCUAGGGGAGGGCCGCAGACUCCAGCAUCAUCCUGCCAGAGGAACUAGGACGGCGAGGCCUAUCCAGAAUGCAUCGGAGCACUCACAUGGGGACGAGGAAGAUGGGAGACCUCAUACGACAUGCAAAGAUCACUAUUAAAGACUCUUGAGCAAAGAUCGAGCAGAUUGUGAUAUUUUUCAGGAUGGACAGAGGCAUUUCCCACCAAACAUGAAACAGCACAGACCGUGACCAAGAAAUCCUGGAAGACAUCUUACUGAGGUAUGGUUUUCCUGUUAAGAUUGGAUCAGACCACCGCCCAGGAUUUGUCUCUAAGGUAACACGGGGAGUGGCACUAGUACUUGGGGCAGAUUGGAAAUGACAUUGUGGGUAUAGGCCCCAAAGCUCAGGACAGGUAGAGAGGAUGAACAGAACAUUAAAGGAGACCUUAACUAAAUUAGUCCUAGAGACUGGAGGGGAUUGGGUGACUCUCUUCCCCCUUGCCCUAUAUAGGGUGAGGAACUCCCCACAUAAGAUGGGACUGACACCCUAUAAGAUCAUGUUCGGUAUUCCUCCACCUAUUAUCCCCAGUUUAAAACCUAAGGUGCUUGCUGAGUUAGAUGAUCACCAACUCCUUUUCUCCCUCCAAAUGUUACAAUGAACCCAUGAGCAGAUGUGGCCUAAGCUGAGGGCCCUCUACGAGACUGGGCCACCCCCAGACCCCCAUCAAUAUCAGCCGGGUGACUGGGUGUACAUGCGGAGAUACCAACACCAGACACUUCAACCUCGCUGGAAGGGACCCUACAUCGUGACCCUGACCACUCCCACCGCUCUCAAGGUCGAUGGGAUUACUCCCUGGAUCCACUACACAAUGUCCGGCCAGCUGACCCUCAUGCCGUUCUCAAGGACUUUGUUCCAGAACUCCCCAGUCUGAGGUUGUCCUUCAAAACAGAAGGGGAUUAGUGUUGUGCCCAAGAUUGCGAAUCCAAGAACCCACCAAGGAGCCAACACCGAUGCAAGUG